GUUUUAGUCAUUGUCAUAGUCUCAUUGUUUGUAAAUGGGACGUAGGCUAUUUGUUAGGUCAUGAAGAUCACGUGACUAAGUAAAAAUAGAACUAGGCUAAUAGUAGAUUGUUUCAUAAGCUGGUACAUAAUUAAAAGUUAAUUUUGUGAAAAUGUUGCCAGCUCUCUAUAAAUUUUAAUGGCUUUGACAUAUGAAAAUGCAUGUUAAGAAAAAGAAAAAGGAUUAUCCCAAGAAUAUUAUUGCUUAAUUAAAAGCUAUUAGAAUAACAAGAGCUUAUUAUUGCAGAAUAGUAUUAUCAAGUGAACAAAAGCAAUUUAUCAACAUUUACCAACUAAAGAUUAAAAUCUCACAUCGACCAUCCAAGAUGUCUUUUUUGAAAUUCAGACUUUUGCUUUGGAAAAAUUUCCUGAUCCAAAAAGGGAAGCCAGUGGCUACGUUGUUUGAGAUUGGGCUUCCAACUCUCUUCUCUCUAAUCCUGAUGGUUCUCAGACUUAGAGUGGAGGUGACUCCACAUCACGACAUCACCCAGUGGACACAGUGUCCCUAUCAACAACUUGAGACUGAGAUUGCCCAUCUGAAACUAGCUUAUACCCCCAACAACACAGUCACUCAAAGAAUUAUGGAAAGGGUCAAGAGCACUCUAAAUAUUUCUAUAGAUGGCUUCCCCAAUGAAGAUGAUAUGGUCAACUUUAUCACUCUAGUAAACAACACUGGAACACAUCACAUUAAUAAUUCUGCCAUCUAUCUUGGCGGCAUUGUCUUUCAAAGUAAUUUUCUCAAUGACAGCGGCCAGCUGAGACCGGACAAGCAGGUCGUCUACAAGAUUCGUCUCAGUUAUGCUCCACGUGUCACUACAGGCAGUGGCGGUAAGCUGUCUUUCAAAUCAGACACAGCAUGGUCUACAAAUUUCAUGUUUCCACCAUAUCAGAUUGUUGGGCCUAGGGAAAAAGGCAACAACUGUAAUGGAGAUCCAGGUUAUGCAAGAGAAGGUUUCCUGGCAUUGCAGCAUGCAGUUGAUGAUGCCCUCCUGAAAGAAUUGCUGUCUGAUGAACAGUGGCAACAUUAUGAAAAUGUUGAUAUCCACCUCAACAGACAUCCUUAUCCUCCUUACAAGGAAGACAACUAUGUUCUAGUCCUACAGCAGCAAUUUCCUCUAGUCAUCAUGCUGAGUCUUUUAGUUAAUGUACUAGGUAUCGUUAGGGAUAUUGUACUAGAGAAGGAGAGGAAACUUAAGGAAAGUAUGAAAAUGAUGGGCAUAAACAACUGGCUGCACUGGGUGGCCUGGUUCACCAAACACUUUCUGUUUCUUUUCAUCUCCAUUGUUAUCAUGACCAUCUUCUACUGCGUGGAACUAGACUCAGAAAAAGGUGCAGUGAUUGCAGAGACGAACCCUUUCAUCGUCUUCUUAUAUCUUCUGUGUUACUGCAUUGCCACCAUUACUUUUUGUUUUGCAGUCUGUGUCUUUUUUGCCAGAGCGAAUGUAGGGGCAGCCAUAGGAGGGAUCAUGUUUUUCUGUAUGUUCAUCCCUUACUUCUUCUUACAACAAAGAUAUUCAACUCUUAGUUUCAUGUCCAAGAUCAUCUCUUGUUUGGACUUCCAAGUGGCCAUGGCUUAUGGUGGCACAUUGCUGGGCAUGUUUGAAGGAGUGGGUUCAGGUAUACAGCUGUCCACCCUGGCAAGUGGUGUUUCUGUUGAUGACGACUUCUCUAUGGUGAUGGUAUUUGUCAUGCUGCUUGCUGACUCGGCCAUUCAUAUUCUUAUUGCUUGGUAUGUUGAGGCUGUAUUUCCUGGGGAGUAUGGUUUUGCUCAGCCUUGGUACUUUCCUUUCUUGAAAAGUUAUUGGGGAUGUUGCCCCCAGACUGCGGAACAUGUUGAUGUCGAUGAAGCUGGUAGUAUUGGACAAGAUCCAUCUAUGUUUGAAAAAGAACCCAGUGAAGUGGCUGGCAUUCAAAUUAGAAAUUUGCGUAAAGUUUAUGGGAAAGGCAGAGAUAAAAAAGUUGCUGUUGCUGGUAUGACUUUAAAUAUGUAUGAAGGACAAAUUACAGCCUUGUUAGGCCAUAAUGGUGCAGGAAAAACAACCACAAUGUCCUUGUUGACUGGCUUUUAUCCCCCAACCAGUGGCACUGCUUUUAUUAAUGGCUAUGACAUUCGACAAGAAAUAAGUGAGGUUCGCAACAGUCUAGGUCUGUGUCCACAGCAUGAUAUCCUGUUUGAUAAUCUGACUGUUGAGGAACAUAUCAUCUUUUUUGGAUUGCUGAAAGGUGUGCCCAAGUCUAACAUUAUACCUCAGUGUGAGGAGAUGUUGAAAGAUAUGGAACUAUUUAAUAAGCUGAAGGCUAAGUCAAAGAAUCUGUCUGGUGGAAUGAAGAGAAAACUGUCAGUUUGUAUUGCUCUGAUUGGAAAUUCAAAGGUUGUGUUUCUGGAUGAACCAUCUUCUGGUCUGGAUCCUAAAGCUAGGCGUAACAUCUGGACAGUCUUACAGAAAAACAGAGCAGGUAGAACAAUGGUGCUGAGUACCCAUUUCAUGGAUGAAGCUGAUCAUUUAGGAGAUAGGAUUGCCAUCAUGUCUGAAGGAGUUGUGAAAUGUUGUGGAAGUUCUCUUUUCUUGAAAAAGAAAUAUGGUGCAGGCUAUCAUAUGAUCUUAGUGAAACGUCCAGAAUGUGAUGUCCAAAAGAUCAUUAACAUUGUUUCAAAGUACAUUCCCACAGCUGAACUGGAAAGCAACAUUGGGGCUGAACUUAGUUUUAUUCUUCCCCAGAACUUGGUAUCCAACUUUGAGCCUCUGUUUACUGAGCUGGAACAAAAGCAAGAGGAGCUGGGUAUUAGUAGUUUUGGAGCAUCAGUAACAACAAUGGAGGAAGUCUUUCUCAAAGUUGGUCAAUCUGAUGAUGUGCAAGAAAGGCUCCAGCAGAAAAAAACAGCUAAAACAUCCAUCCCUGAGAAGAAUUCGUCUUUCAAAGUUGAAGACUGUCGCAGCCCUCUCUUGAGAAAUACUUACAACAGUUAUGGGGCCAAUGCUAGUACGCUUGAGAACUCAGUCCCUGACAACUUCAACACUGAUACACUGGGCAGUAACUCCUCUGUCAAUGUUCUGUUAGAAUAUUCUCAAAGUAGCCAAUCCUCCCUCAAUCUAACCAAAAGAUACACCAAGAACACUGGGCUGAAGCUGUAUUUUCAGCAAUUCUGGGCAAUGUUUGUUAAACGAGCUCUGCACACUUUGCGCAACAAACUAGUGACUGUCACUCAGCUGGUGAUCCCCGUCUUCUUCACAGUGAUGGGGCUGGUGGUGCUCAAGACUCUCCCGUCCUUCACUGACAUGCCAGCCCUUAAGCUUGUCACGGACGAGUUUGGUGAGAACUUUGUACCGUAUGCCUAUGGAAACCCUGCAGUGAAAGAAAUGGCUCUGUCCUAUGCACGCCAGUUUGGAAUGCAUUCUUCUUCAGUGACCCAGAGCGUCAACCAAGAGCGAAAUGACAGUAACAUUGUGGAAUAUCUAGCACAUAAAGGAGUUGAAGGCAUAGGUAUUUACAAUCUGAGGUACAUGGUUGCAGCAAGCUUCAAUGGAAGUACAUAUCCUAAAAGUUCAGCAGUGGCCUACUUCAACAAUCAGGCCUACCACAGUAUUGCUGUAUCGUUGAGUGCAUUGUUCAAUGGGUUAUUGGCUUACUUCACCAACAGCUCAGACUACAGUAUUGAAACUUAUAAUCACCCAUUGCCCAGACUUACAAUAAAUAAGAUUCAAGAUGAAGGUGAUGGAAAAGAUUUCACUGGAUUCACGCUUGGCUUUAAUUUGACAUUUGGAAUGGCAUUUUUAGCCAGCAGUUUUGUUCUAUUCCUGGUCAAAGAGAAGACAGUCAAGGCCAAACACAUUCAGUUUGUCAGUGGUGUACAUGCUGUGAACUUCUGGCUCUCCACACUUUGCUGGGAUCUCAUUAAUUUCAUGUUACCCUGCCUGUGCCUCAUCAUAACUUUCUUUGCAUUUUCUAUAACAAACUUUACGGUUGACUUGCACUGGCUGCAGCUCAUUUUUUUUUUCUUCCUGUAUGGCUGGGCUAUGUUGCCCUAUAUGUAUUUGAUGUCAUUUGGCUUCACAGUGCCAUCAACAGCAUAUGUUUGGAUUACAAUGUUUAAUAUUCUAACAGGGGUUGCAACUCUCCUUGUUGUUGUCAUUCUAAGUAUACCUCAGAUUGGACUGCAAGAUGUCUCCAUUGUUCUGGAAUGGAUAUUUUUGGCUGUUUUCCCAAAUUUCUGUCUUUCUGAAGGAGUGUUUCAGUUCUACCAGAAUUACCAGAAUCUGGACAUCUGUAAACCUGUCUAUAAAGCUGAUGCUUGCCCUUACUUUAGGUUUAUGAACUUAACAAAUCCUUGUUGUCCAGACUACUGUGGAGAUUUCUGCCUGUAUUACAACAAAAACUAUUUUGGAUGGGAGAAGAGUGGUAUUGGCAGGAUGCUGACAUUCUUGGCUAUCCAAGGUCUUUUUGUAUGGAUACUCAUUUUUCUAUCAGAAUUUGGACUUUUGCAAAAAAUCUGGUAUAGGUUCAGUGGUGGUGUUUCCUCAUCACCAACAUCUGUAGAUCCCUCACAGAUAUUCAGAGACAUUGUCAUUCAAGAAGAUGAUGAUGUGGCCAGAGAAAGAGCAAGAAUAAAGAACUCAGAUUUCUAUCAACUUUUAAGAUCAGACAAACUUGUAUUAGACAAUUUAACCAAAUACUAUGCUAGUUUUUGUGCUGUGGAUCAUCUAAGUGUAGGAAUACCAGCAGGGGAGUGUUUUGGUUUGCUAGGAAUUAAUGGAGCAGGAAAAUCUAGUACUUUUAUGAUGUUGACUGGUGACUCAAAAAUUAGCAGUGGGCAGGCUUAUUUAGACACCUAUAAUCUUAAGACUCAAAGAGAUUUGGCUCGUAAACAUCUUGGCUACUGCCCCCAGUUUGAUGCUCUUAUUGACCAGUUGACUGGCAGAGAGAUUCUAACACUGUUUGCCAGAUUGAGGGGCAUUAAGGAAUCUUCUAUACCAGAAGCAGUCACUAAUGUGAUGAAAGCCUUAACGUUGUCUCAAUACGCAGAUAAACAAUGUCAGACAUACAGUGGGGGCAACAAACGCAAAUUGAGUACAGCCAUAGCACUAAUUGGUGACCCUGAUGUUGUGUUCCUAGAUGAACCUACAACAGGAAUGGAUCCUGUUGCUCGACGAAUGUUGUGGGAGGUGCUGACUGAGGUCAGAGACAGUGGAAGGACUUUGGUUCUCACCUCACAUAGUAUGGAAGAAUGUGAAGCUCUGUGCACAAGAAUAGCCAUUAUGGUCAAUGGUCAGUUCAAGUGUUUGGGGAGCAUCCAGCACCUGAAAAACAAAUUUGGAGAAGGUUUUACAUUUAGUGCAAAGAUAGCAUACCCUCCUGGUGGAGGUGACCCUGACUUGGGUCCACUGCAGGAGUUCAUGGUGCAGACGUUUCCAGACAGCAAGCUUAAUGAUGUGCAUGACAACAUGGUUAACUACCACAUAAAGCGCACACACUACUCCUGGGCCCAGGUAUUUGGAAUCAUGGAGCGUGCCAAAGAGAGGCUGCAGAUGGAGGACUACCUUGUUAGCCAGACCUCUCUGGAACAGGUGUUCAUAUACUUUGCAAGCAUGCAGGAUAAUCCUGAAGAACACUGAGCCAGCCCUUGGACACCAUGUUGUUUAUGUUGUGCUAUCUCACAGAUCUUCAUUCCCUUCUAUUUAUUGUUUGUAACUUUGUAGUGACAUUAGAGUUUCCCUUUUUCCAAAAUGACUUUUAAGAGUUGAGUGAUUGUCUUGUAAAGGAAAAAAAUGUGAUAUUAACAAAUGUAUAUUUGAUAAAAUGCUUUUUAACAGACACAACAAUAUGUAAAUGUGAUAUUUCUUUAUAUUUAUGGAAUACAUAUUUAUAAUAAUAAUUUGUAUUAAUGUGUAUAUAUUUAUUAUAUACACUGAGCCCAGGUACAACAUUCAAUAAUCCGUUUUGUACAAGUUUAUACACAAUUUUUACAAUGUAACAACUUAAUGAUAGUCCUAUGUUGAAAUCAUUUGUUGUUGCUUAUUGUUGAUCAAAUGUAUUUUGUUACUAGUUAAGGUCAUAACAUUGUGUUUAUUAUCUACCAGAGUUAUAUACAUUAAAAUACCGGUACCAUUUCUUUUGUGACACUAUUUUAUUGCUUCAAAUCUAAAGAGAUUCAUCUAUUUUAAGAUUGUCAGUGCAAAGAAAAAAAUUGGAUUUUUCCCAUGGCUGUUCUUUUAAAGAAUUUUUUGUUUCACUUGAGAGUUUCCUAAUUUUCCAUUUUAUGUAAGUAGUUUCAUGUACUUGAUAGAUUUUGACUUAUAAUGCCUGUGUAAUUCUGUAGCAUAACCACCAUUUUUUGUUCAGGCUGUCCAUCAUACGGUUGUGUGUAAGUCCAAGCAUUAACUAAAACAUUCUAGGUAUAGAAUAUUCUUAAUCCAAAAUUUGUAUUAAACUUCAACGUCUUUAAAAAAAAACAACAGACAUAACUUCUAUUGACAAUAUGUACAGCUUUUGACUUGAAUGAACAUGUAAGUGGAAAUAUCUUGAACAAUUUUUUUACCAAAAAAAGUUCAUCCUCUUUCAUUUGUCUCCAUUUCACCAUCCUAUUUAUAACCUUAACUGAAAUGGACUUAACAGCUAUCAACAUCAAACUCCAUUUGAGUGAGGACUUGAGAGGCUCAAAUCUUCCUCUUGCAAAAGCCCUGGACAUCGGAAUCUAUUCAGCCAAUACAAUACAAAUUAUCUGACAUAACAGUACUCAUACUUAUGACAGAAACAUGAACACACACUCCAUAACACCCACACCAAAACACCCACACCAAAACACCCACACCAAAACACCCACUCCAUAACAAACACACCAAAACACCCACACCAAAACACCCACACCAAAACACCCACUCCAUAACAACCACACCAAAACACCCACACCAAAACACCCGCUCCAUAACAACCACACCAAAACACCCACACCAUCACUAAAGCCUUCACUUAUGUCCCUAACUCCAGCUCAAACUAGUUCCUUUCAUCUGUUUCUUUAAUGUUGCCAAAACCCAGACACAUUAAAAUGUCAGAAGUUUUGCCUCCAGCAAACACCCUCAGGAUUAAGGAUAACUUUACUGUUAAUGGAUUUUCAUCUUUUAUUUUGUCUUGUUUGUUGACCAAUUGCUUUAGGUCACUUGAAGUACUGAAAUGUUUAAAUCUAAGACCAUGUAAAAAAAAUAAAAAUGCUUAUCUUAUUGAAUAAAUGAGUAAUAUUUUA
Messenger RNA from Biomphalaria glabrata, 7275 nucleotides. Its product is annotated as phospholipid-transporting ATPase ABCA3-like. Gene Ontology annotation, cellular component: membrane; intracellular membrane-bounded organelle. Gene Ontology annotation, biological process: lipid transport; transmembrane transport. Lineage: Eukaryota; Metazoa; Mollusca; Gastropoda; Planorbidae. Gene Ontology annotation, molecular function: ABC-type transporter activity; lipid carrier activity; ATP hydrolysis activity. The transcript is spliced from 23 exons. Bases 365 to 5650 code for a protein of 1761 amino acids. The record is from RefSeq and is a predicted model, not a curated record.